This is a messenger RNA of Lodderomyces orthopsilosis Co 90-125, 1818 nucleotides long. RefSeq lists its product as uncharacterized. The record is from RefSeq and is a predicted model, not a curated record. The coding region runs from base 1 to 1818 and encodes 605 amino acids. Lineage: Eukaryota; Fungi; Ascomycota; Pichiomycetes; Serinales; Debaryomycetaceae. The transcript has 2 exons.
AUGGAGCUGCAUCCGCCGGUAUAUAUAAACUUAAAAGGUAGACUUGAUGAUAUUAUUGUUAAUCAACUGCAACAACUUGUCAAUGGAGGACAAUUUGUGGCAGAUUUAAGUAAUUUACAACCAGAAGAUGGAGACUAUACCGUCACCAAACAAGAUGAAGCAACAGUCAAGUUGUAUUCACAAUUGAGACAGUUCUACGAUGAAGGAAACUUCAACGAGAUUAUGUUUUUACUUCCCCAGAUAUCUCGAUUGAAUAUUAUUCCCCCAAUUUUCCAUUUGAUUAUUGGUUGUACUAUGGUUCAUUUCGGAAGGUUAUCGAGUGCUUUUAGAGAAAUUGGUGUUGCUAUAUGUUUAGCACCUAAUGAAGUUGAUAGAAAAGAGUUUAUUAAAGUGUUAGCUUUUACUUAUGCUGAUCUAAAUGAUAAAGAUUCUGCUAUGGGUUGUCUUGGGGAAAUAUUGGAUAUUUCAAGAGGUAGUUUAUUAGGUACUAAACAAUUUGAUCAAAUGAAGUUUGACAUAUGCCAAUUGGAGAAAGACAUUUUGAUCAAAUUGGAACAAGCAAAAACGAACAAACAACCAGUUGCAGGGAAAACUAAAUCAUUUGAUGAUCAAGUAUUGGAUUUAAUCGCAUUAAAUAAAAUAUCUCCCAAGGAUUCUUUUACCGGUAAGUGCCAAAUAAUCAUUAGUAAAAUUAACCAAGCCGAUGCUUUGUUACAACAAUGGGAUAAAGAAAGAAAACCCUUGUUGAAACAGAAUCCCCUUAAACUAUUGAUUGAAGCUAUUUUAGUAUUGGGGCAGAGUAUCGCGUAUUAUGGAAUGUUGAAAUUAGAGCCCAUUAUGAAUCAAUACUUUGAAUUUAUCGAAAAUCAUGCAAAAACUAAUAAGCCACCAAAAACUAGAGCCGUUUCAGCUUUUUUCUUGGGCGGAUUGACACCUCUUUCCGUGAAUGGAGGAAACGGGAAUGCCAAUGUCUCGGCAACAUCAGCUAGCUCUUUAAAUAGUACCUACUCCACCGCUCAACAAAUGAAAAUAAUCAAAGGAUUCAUUGCAAUGUUACGUCAUAAUUACAGAGAAGCUUCUGAUCUUUUUAAUGAAGCAGAAGACGAAAACUUAGAUUACUAUAGUCAUGUUUUGAUCCUCAAAUAUAUUUGUCAAUCAAAUGAUCAACAAUUGCAUCGAAGGGAGUUAGAGAUACUUGGUGAUAAAAUUAUGCAGACUCCAUUUGUUUCUUCUUUUAAAUUUCACACGUUGGCUAAAAUCUAUGAACGUUUGUACGUUUUGGAGCAAAUGAAUUUGUCAAGACAUAGAAGAAGAAGUAUAAUGAGGAAUUCAACCCACCCUAAUUAUCAUGAUAUACUGAUGAAGUUUUACUUGUCAGCUGCUGCAUAUGCCCAAGAUGAUGAUUUGUACAUCACUCAAUACUAUGAUAAUAUUCUCAACUUCUUGAUUGGGGCAAGUGAAAAACGAGGGGAUAAUGAUGAUAGCCAUGAUAAGGUGCGUAUCCUAACCUUGUCAUUCUUUUACCAAGUUCGUAAUUACUUUUGCUUAAGAUCAGACUAUAAUUAUCUUUAUAUUCCUAAUUUAGUCGGUGACUGGCAAGUAAUUAAAGCCAAUAGUAAAUUGAAGCUCCAAAUUGAACGGUUUUUAGAUCCUGAUAUCGUUGAAACUUCGUUGAUGACGGGGCCCUCUCCAGCAAGUGCUCAUAAUCAUAAGAGAUCUAUCAAGCUGUUUGAUAUGAUUGGAUUUUGGGAAAAAGAAUACGUCAAAUUUAAAGGGGAGAUACCGGAUACAAUCAAGCAGUACUUACAAAAGAAGUGA